AUGAACCAUUUGCUUAAGGCACCCUUCUGUGUCCAUCCAAACACAGGUCGUGUCUGUGUUCCUAUUGAUCCGAAUAACUGCGAUGAGUUUGAUCCAUUAUUGGAAGUUCCAACACUUUCACAGAUCAUAGAAGAAAUCAACUCAGCAGGCCUCAAUAUGGAUGUGGAUGAUGAUAAUUCAGAUAGUAGUUUACUUGGGAAAUCAAUCAACUUCUCCAGAUCCUCUUUCCUAAAACGGUUACUAAAAUCCUGCAAGUUGUUGGAAGAGUGAUAAUAUGUUAAUGCAAUAGUCUACAUGAAGAAAUUGAGAGUUCAUACAAAAACAAAAUUGCUAAGACUAAGGAUUCAUUCAGCUGGUGACUAAGGUAACCGCUCAUGGGAGUUUCUAUCAAGAGAUUGAAUGAACGAGUUGAUGAAGACAUGCCUCUUCAUUAAAUUCAUUAACAAACUUUUUACAUCAAUCGUGAGUCCUCUUUAAUUUUAGUUAGCGCUUCUCUUAUGUCUCUUUGUAAAUUACUUACAAUUUUAUAAUUUGUGUUGGUUUAAUUAUUGAUAGUUGUCUCUCA
Arabidopsis lyrata subsp. lyrata is the source of this 565-nucleotide messenger RNA. Its product is annotated as DNA primase small subunit-like. Gene Ontology annotation, cellular component: alpha DNA polymerase:primase complex. Gene Ontology annotation, biological process: DNA replication, synthesis of primer. The coding region runs from base 1 to 270 and encodes 89 amino acids. The record is from RefSeq and is a predicted model, not a curated record. The transcript has 6 exons. NCBI's taxonomy places the organism in Eukaryota, Viridiplantae, Streptophyta, Magnoliopsida, Brassicales, Brassicaceae.